This is a messenger RNA of Wyeomyia smithii (pitcher-plant mosquito), 619 nucleotides long. RefSeq lists its product as uncharacterized. The record is from RefSeq and is a predicted model, not a curated record. The transcript is spliced from 4 exons. Lineage: Eukaryota; Metazoa; Arthropoda; Insecta; Diptera; Culicidae. Bases 25 to 597 code for a protein of 190 amino acids.
GUAUUCUUAUUCUUCAUUGUAGUAAUGGAAAAUACAGAGAACAGAGUAGCAGAAGCGGGGGCAUUAACACAAAACACGCAGGAUCCAAAAGUUGACGACAAUAGUUGUGAAAAUACGAAUUGUCAUGCCAAACUGGAUUACAUAAUUAGAAAGCUGCUCCAAAUCGAUCUAAUGAUGAAAGACAUCACUCAGAGAUUCGACGAUCACGUUUUUCCACGUACGAAGGUUCUACUACCAGAGGUUGUAUUUACCUCUCUUCCGAUAAAAUCUGUUGAAGACCUCGAAGAUUUCGAACAAAAACUGGAAAACGUAGCAUACCUACAGGCUUUCCAAACAAAAAUCGCUCGGCUUGGAGGAAAAAAUUCUUCCAAAAAAAUUAUCAAUGCCAUGGAAUCAAUAUUCUCCAAUGAAUUUGCUGCUUACUACUCAUGGCAAGGACGGAAGCAUAAAGAAAAAAUAUCCGAGCAGAAAAUCAUAAAAACUCUCGAAGAUUAUCUGUUGAAAAUGGUUCCUGAUCUCAACCGGGCUACAUUUAAUGAAGUAGGGGCGUGUUGGUUCAGAUUCGCAAAACAACGUUUGCUGAGAGCCGCUAAAUAAUUCUUUUUUACUCAUCAUAACA